This is a messenger RNA of Owenia fusiformis, 716 nucleotides long. Lineage: Eukaryota; Metazoa; Annelida; Polychaeta; Sabellida; Oweniidae. The record is from the annotation of a GenBank genome assembly.
AGACAAUGUGUACAUUUCAUUAACAUACAUCUGCUAUGAAUACGUAUAUCUGUUUAGUUUUUGUGUUUGUUGAAAUUGUUGCUGAAGCAAAUGAACCGAGAAGCAGAUGGAGGCAUAUGCGCAUGGACGGUGGUUUCACAACAGGGCGGAAGACAAGUUUAAGAAAAUCUCACAGGCGCGUGAAGUGAAUUUUUAACGGCUGAUGAUGUAUAGUAAACAUGCAAAGACCAAUACGGAGAUCGUGUACAAGAUGACAAAUAAAUGCGACAAAGGAAGGAAUCUUCUUCGCUGUCUAGAGUCUGGCGAAUGCAUACAUGAAAUGCUGGUUUGCGAUGGUCACGUCGAUUGCGCAGAUGGAAGCGAUGAACGGGACGACGUUUGUGAUGACUCACUUUUUGCCCCUGUAUUGGUAUACAAAGGAUUUGGUCAGACAUGCUUUAUGGAUGCUAGGCGAGUGCAUCUUGAAUUUCAAUAUGACAAGAUAGUGAGACUACCUCAUCUCUCGCAGGCAGUCUUCACCUCGGGAACGCUUGAAUGGGAAUCCGAAUGGAUGAAUGGAAGCAAAACUUACGAAACCAGAGACUGGAAAGGAACAUACAUGCUUGGCAGUGGGUUUGAAUUUGCUUGGACGGUUUGGGGUGAACCAUUUAUAUUCAGGACAAACAUAUCGUACUACAUCCAGGAAAGGCCAAUACGAUCGUACACCUACUUGGGCG